AUGAGAUCAUUCCGUGGACUUGCGAACUACUAUCGCAGGUUCAUAAGUUACUACUCCGCUAAGGCCGCUCCACUGACUGAGUUGUUGAAGAAGAAUAAGUUGUGGGUUUGGAGUGAGAAGGGCCAGAGGACGUUUGAAAGUCUCAAGGCCGCGAUGACAGAAGAGCCGGUCUUGGCGCUACCCGACUUAUCAAAGACCUUCGAGGUACAUACUGAUGCAUCAUAUUUCACCAUUGGGGGAGUCUUAAUGCAAGAUAGGCACCCAAUAGCAUUUGAGAGCCACAAACUCAAUGAGAUCGAACAACGCUACAUUGUGCAAGAGAAAGAGAUGACUGCCUUUGGAAGGAGCAAUGUGGUGGCUGACUUACUGCGUGGGAAGGCCGAUCUUGCUACCAUUACUAAUGCUCAUUGUGACAUACAAGAUUCUAUCAAAGAUCGCAUGCAACACAAUAUGGAGGCCAAGAAGCUUAUGGAGUUGGCUUACCAAGGCAACACAAGGCGCUUUUGGGUGGAAGAUGUCUUUUUUCUUACUGUCGGACGAAGUGUCGAUGUACCCAAGUUUGACUCUAUCAGGCGGCAAAUCAUUAAGGAGAGCCACGACACGCUGUGGGUUGGGCAUUCGGGGAAGCGAAGUACGAGGGACAAGGUGGAGCAAAGGCAAUCGGGAGGGCUACUAGAACUACUACUUGUGGCAGAAUGCCCAUGGGACAGUGUGACCAUGGACUUCAUGACUUCCUUACUGAAGUCCGACAGGUAUGGAACAAUCAUGGUCGUGGUGGAUAGAAUCUCGAAGUAUGCUACCUUCAUGCCCGCCACAGUCGGUAGCACUGCAAAGGAGGUUGCUCAAUUGUUCUUCAAGAAUGUUGUGAAGUAUUGGGGGCUGUCGAGGCAUAUUAUUAGUGAUCGAGAUCCCCGCUUCACUGGGAACUUUUGGAGAGAAUUGUUCGACAUACUUGGCACGGAGUUACACUUCUCCACUAGUUUCCACCCACAAACAGACGGCCAGACGGAGCAAGUUAAUGCCUUAUUGGAGUGUUAUCUUAGGCAUUAUGUAAGUGUGUAUCAAAAGUACUAUGCUAGGCUCCUUGAUAUGGCACAAUUUUCUUCCAAUCUGCAAUGGAGCGAGUCCACUGGGCGCACACCAUCUGAGUUGGAAACUGGCCAACAACCCCAAAGUCCGCACUUUCUACUGGUUGCUUUUCAUGGAAAGAGUUUGGGAACCUACCAUCUUUCCAAGGGAUGGGAGCAACAGCUCGACACUGCCAAGUCCUACUUGGACAAGGCAGCCUAA
Molecule: messenger RNA, 1290 nt
Organism: Solanum stenotomum
Lineage: Eukaryota; Viridiplantae; Streptophyta; Magnoliopsida; Solanales; Solanaceae
Exons: 3
Coding region: 1-1290 (429 amino acids)
Biological process (GO): DNA integration
Molecular function (GO): nucleic acid binding
Source: RefSeq, a predicted model, not a curated record